AUGCGUGCUACCGAAAUUCUCUAUUAUAUGCUCCGCCCCAGCCAGUUGAGGGCCAUCGUUCAGUGGAAAGUCUGGCACAACCCUGUCCAUGAACGAAAUGAGAAGAAUGAAACAGACACACAGAAGGCUUGCUUCAAGUUCCUCGACUUGACAAGUCGGAGUUUUAGCGCGGUGAUCCAGGAGCUGCAUCCCGAACUGCUACUCCCAGUAUGCGUUUUCUACCUUGUUCUUCGUGGGUUGGAUACCAUCGAAGACGACACGUCGAUUCCUCUAAAAACCAAGGAGCCAAUGCUGCGAGAGUUUAAAGACUACCUGGAGCAGGACGGCUGGACGUUCGAUGGGAACCGCCCCGAAGAAAAGGACCGUGAACUGCUGGUUCAGUUUCACAACGUCAUCGCUGAGUUUAAGAACAUGAAGCCAGCUUACCGGGAGAUCGUCAAGGACAUCACUGACAAGAUGGGCAACGGUAUGGCCGAUUACUGCCGAAAGGCGGAAUUCGAGGAUGCCAGCGUCAAGACAAUCGAGGAGUAUGAUCUCUACUGCUACUAUGUAGCCGGCUUGGUGGGUGAAGGACUGACUCGCCUCUUUGUUGAGGCGGAGUUCGGCAACCCAGCACUGCUCUCGCGUCCGCGUCUACACAAGUCCAUGGGGCUCUUUUUGCAGAAGACUAACAUCAUUCGUGAUGUGCGGGAAGACCACGAUGAUGACCGACACUUCUGGCCCAAAGAAAUUUGGUCCAAGUAUGUCCCCGAGUUUGAGGAUCUCUUCAAGCCCGAGAACCGCGAGACUGCUCUCAACUGUGGAUCCGAAAUGGUUCUCAAUGCUCUGGAGCACGUCGAAGAGUGUCUGUUCUACCUCGCUGGCCUACGCGAGCAGAGUGUUUUCAACUUUUGCGCCAUUCCCCAGUCCAUGGCCAUUGCUACCCUAGAGCUUUGCUUCCGCAACCCGGACUUGUUCGAUCGUAAUAUUAAGAUCACCAAGGGCGAUGCCUGUCAGUUGAUGAUGGAAUCGACCCAGAACCUCCAUGUUCUCUGUAAUACCUUCCGCCGCUAUGCGCGCCGGAUCCAUAAGAAGAAUACUCCUAAGGAUCCCAACUUCCUCAAGAUCAGCAUUGUUUGUGGAAAGAUUGAGAAGUUCAUGGACACGAUCUUCCCCCAGCAGACUGCCGCACAGGCUAAGCUCAAGGUGCAAGGCGAGAAGUCGGAAGCUGAAAAAGAGAAGGCCAAACUGGAAGCUGAAACGCGCCAGGAUCUGUACUUCAUGUUGGCUUUGAUGGGUGUGAUUGUGCUGAUCGUGUCGAUCAUUAUGCUUACAGCUGCCUGGCUACUGGGCGCCCGCUUCGACCUUGCGUGGCAAGAGCUGAGGACCGGCAACUUCCGCCCCCCUGCUAACAGGAUUCCCGGCGAAUUGUAA
Molecule: messenger RNA, 1413 nt
Organism: Aspergillus bombycis
Lineage: Eukaryota; Fungi; Ascomycota; Eurotiomycetes; Eurotiales; Aspergillaceae
Gene: erg9
Product: bifunctional farnesyl-diphosphate farnesyltransferase/squalene synthase
Exons: 4
Coding region: 1-1413 (470 amino acids)
Biological process (GO): ergosterol biosynthetic process; farnesyl diphosphate metabolic process
Cellular component (GO): endoplasmic reticulum membrane
Molecular function (GO): squalene synthase [NAD(P)H] activity
Source: RefSeq, a predicted model, not a curated record